This is a messenger RNA of Trematosphaeria pertusa, 1107 nucleotides long. RefSeq lists its product as uncharacterized. The transcript has 4 exons. NCBI's taxonomy places the organism in Eukaryota, Fungi, Ascomycota, Dothideomycetes, Pleosporales, Trematosphaeriaceae. Bases 1 to 1107 code for a protein of 368 amino acids. The record is from RefSeq and is a predicted model, not a curated record.
AUGGGGCCGCCAGGUGAAACCUUCAAGAGGCCCACCAACGGCUUCAACAGCUGGCACUCCCUUGCGUCGGUUGCCGUCAUGAGAAGCGAGGUAGUGACAGCCCAACUACGUAAGAAUAGGAAUCGACGACAAGAGCUUCAGUACGACCCAUAUGCAGUAGCGAUAAAGGAAGGCCAGGCGUUAGAAGAGCUAAAGGCCACGCUCGAGACCCAGGUCCAACAACGUCUCAAGCGAUAUGCCACCCUGUCCUGCCGCAAUCUCUGCUCCAGAAUGACAUUUCGACUUCCACGAGAGCUGCGAGAUGCUGUAUAUCAAAUCAUCCUCGAUCCACCGACCGUACAUAUCCAUCAACGAGACUACAUCAUAAUCCGCGGACAAUACUUUUCGACGCGAUAUUUCCCGAAUUCAGGUAGUCCGGUAUCCGAUUACCUAGGCCGUCAAUACUAUUGGAACGUCGAAUAUGUGGGACCACGCAUGCAAAAAGAGCUCGCUGAGACUUGGUAUCGCACCGCGACAUUCGGGCUUGGCUUCGAUCGGUACCUCCUCGAGGAAUUCCUCACCAAGGACCGAUGGGGAUUAGGUAUAGUUCCAAAGCAGCUGAUUACUUCCCUGGUCGCAGACGUCGACAUGAUAGAGUCGCAUGCACGGGGCUAUACCGUCGAUAGCAUGAUCAAGCGCCUGCGGCUCUUACUGGGAUGCGAGAGAGGAGUCAAGCUCUCCGUUACCAUUCACAACGCGCACUCGAGCCAGAACCGGCAGGCAGCGCUUCACGAGGUACAUUCGGCUUUGCGGACAGUGUAUGCGACUUUGGAGCCUUUCGCCGCUUCCGGAUCCCGCGUGAAGGUGAUCCCGAUCGGUUGGAGGGAGCUCAGCUUGGAAGACGCAGGAGUACCCAACCAGGACUUUGUCAUGAAAUAUGCGGAGGAUUUCUCCAAGUAUUGGAGCAGGGUACACGGCGUCUACUUUUGGAACCGGGAGUCAGGAAGCGAGGACAGCUGGAACAACACUUCCGAAAUGGCCACCUGGAGCACCGACUCCUCUGGAAAAGUAUGCCCCGGUGCGAUGUUCUACCGAACGCCUGAGGUGAUCGACAGGGCCACCUACUAG